AUGGCAUUAGCAAGUGGACACUGGAGUAAAAAAGAAGUGAGUGGAGAUCCUCCAACUCCUAGACAUGGACAUGCAUUGGUAAUGGCUGGAAAUAUAGCAUUUAUAUUUGGGGGCUGCUCCUUUUAUAAUACGUCUGAUGAUCAGCCAACAUAUUUCAAUGACUUCUACAUGUUGACAAUUACUCCUACUGAUUUGACUUGGGAAAAAAUACCACAGGAUGGACACAUCCCUUGUCCAAGGCAAGGGCAUUCACUCUGUGUAGUAAAAGGCAAGAUAUAUUUAUUUGGAGGGUGUUCAAGCAAGAAUGCUGAGUAUUGCCUUCCAGGAGUCUACGUCUUUGAUCUUGAUUUUUUAACCUGGCAGAAAAUCACAACCAGUGGUCUUGCUCCUCAGACUCUUGAACAUAGUUCAGCUGUAGUAGGUGAAAGCAUCUUUCUGUAUGGUGGCAUGGAAAAUGAUAUAGCAGUGGAUGAUCUCUAUAUGUUCAACACAGUGUCUCACUGUUGGACCCCAGUGAAAACCUCUGGUUCAAACCCAGGUGCCAGGUCAGGCCAUACUUUUGCAGCCAUUGGAGAAAUCAUCUAUAUGUUUGGCGGUCGUUCCAAUGAAGAUGAAUACUAUACUGAUGUGUUUGCACUGGACACAGUAUCUUUAAUGUGGCAAAAGUGUGAAGUCAAGGGAGAAAAGCCUAUUGGAAGAUCACAUCAUACAUUUACAGCACACAGUGAUAAGGACAUUUAUCUGUUUGGAGGAACUUCUGAGUUCAAAGUUGGUAAAACCAUUCCAAAGAAUGAUACUAUGAAAUUAAGUUUAGCUAAGAUGAAAUGGAAGAAGCCACUUUACAUAGGGAUCCCCCCAACUUGCAGAGGGAAUCAUGUUGCAUUUAUUCUCCAUAAUCAACUCUAUAUUUUCGGUGGAAUUAAUGGAAAAGAAUUCAAUGACCUUAUGGGAAUGAAACUGAUAAAUCCUUCAGACAGACAACCUUUUAUGAAAGAAUUUUUUUCAGAACUGGGAAUCCAAGGAAUAAGCAACAGGUUCACACCCACCAAAAUUCCUAAGGUGAAAUAUGAAUUGACAGAAUAUUCUUUGCUGCCUGCAUCAGUUUCUCCACCACCUUCAGUUCCAAUAGAACAGCUCCAGGAUUUCCAUUCUAUGUGUAGCCAAGCAAUGAAAAUGAUUACAAAAGCUUUCCAUUUAUUGGAUUCUGAAUUUCAAAAACUUAACAUGGUAAAAACUGAACUGGCUCAGGCAACAAAGGCUUUUCAGCAUGAAAAAGAUCAGUAUGAUAAAAACUUGGAAAACCAGCAGAAGGAGCUACAAGCAAUGCUAGAAAAACACAAAAUCCAAAACGAAGCAUGGCUCAAAGCCAGAGCAGAGGAGAAUGACAAGGAGAGGAAGGAGCUCUUCAAAAUGAGAGAAGCAAUUCUUCAAGAUCAGGAAAGGCUGAGAGAUGAACAGCAAACUGUUCAACAGUGCAAUCAGCAGCUCCUUUCUGUAGUGCAACAAUUCAAAGGAAUGUGAACCAUUUGCUGAAUAAAACCUGAUCACACAACCCAGCACUUCUCAAACAGAUGAACUCUUAUGUAUACUGGAACAAAGAUCCUGCUACUCUAUCAGUUAAAGCUUGAUCUUGCUGAGGUUCACUGAACCCUAGGAUGUUGGUUCAAUUAAAUUCCCACUUGCUUUAAAACACAUUAUAAAAUUUUGAUGCACCAUUUUUUAAGAAACAGAUAUAUAAAAGAGAGUGACUGAGGUGUUAAAUAAUGAGUAGAAUAAAUGUAC
Molecule: messenger RNA, 1782 nt
Organism: Python bivittatus (Burmese python)
Lineage: Eukaryota; Metazoa; Chordata; Lepidosauria; Squamata; Pythonidae
Product: kelch domain-containing protein 3-like
Molecular function (GO): protein binding
Source: RefSeq, a predicted model, not a curated record